Molecule: messenger RNA, 417 nt
Organism: Hirsutella rhossiliensis
Lineage: Eukaryota; Fungi; Ascomycota; Sordariomycetes; Hypocreales; Ophiocordycipitaceae
Product: prefoldin subunit domain-containing protein
Exons: 4
Coding region: 1-417 (138 amino acids)
Biological process (GO): protein folding
Cellular component (GO): prefoldin complex; cytoplasm
Source: RefSeq, a predicted model, not a curated record
AUGGCGUCCAUUAUGCAGCGCCGUAUGCUGUCCAAGGAGGACGAGGACGCCAACCAAGAGGUCCAGGUGCGUCGAGAAGACCAGGACAAGAUCAACAAGUUUAGCCGGCUGCACCAGCGCGAACUCGCGUUAGAGGAAGAGCUCAAGCUUAACACAAAGGAAAAGGAGGAACUGGACGACUUAUCGAUGGAACUGGAAUUGGCCGACGAAGACGAAAAGAUCCAGUACAAGAUCGGCGACGCCUUCUUCCACGUCUCGCUCGAGCAGGCGCAGGAGAUGCUCGAGGCCGCCACCACCAAAAUCGGCGAGCAAAGGUCCGAGCUCGAGGACAAGCUCGAGUCGGUCCACGACGAAAAGAGGCAGCUCAAAAUAGAGCUUUACGCCAGAUUUGGAAAGCAGAUCAAUCUCGAGACUUGA